Hibiscus syriacus is the source of this 1871-nucleotide messenger RNA. Its product is annotated as vacuole membrane protein KMS1-like. The coding region runs from base 252 to 1514 and encodes 420 amino acids. The transcript is spliced from 8 exons. The record is from RefSeq and is a predicted model, not a curated record. Lineage: Eukaryota; Viridiplantae; Streptophyta; Magnoliopsida; Malvales; Malvaceae.
UGAAGCAAAAAUCACUCUUUUCAUCUUCUCUGGAUCUGCUGCUGUUUCAUUUCUAAAACACAACCUCUGUUGUUAAUGUUGUGAUUUAAGACAAGUAAUGCUCGAUUCCUUUACAAAUAAUUCGAUUGUAGCCCUCUGAUUAUUCCGCAGGACCACACCUUUUUUAUCUCGAAAAACCGGUGGAUGUCGACGAAAAAUUCCAUUUUUAUUUGAACAAAAACGAAAACCCAUUGUAGUAUGUCGGUUUGGUGAUGGAUUCAAGCAAAAGCGCUGCUUCUUCUCCACAAAUGGCAUCGUCGAUCGAAGAUAUUCAUGAGAGUCAUCAACAAGAAUUAGAAAAUUUGAAAUUGACAACACAGCCCUUCAAAACAUUAAGGUUUUUCGUUCUGGCUGUCUAUCAAUAUUUUAAGCGAUCAGCACUGUAUCUUUUGGCAAAAGGUGGUUGGCUUAUGCUUUCAAGCACUCUAAUAGCAGUUCUUGGGAUUUUGCUUGUAACCAUUGAGGGUCCUCAUGAAAAGCAUGUCGAGGAAGUUUCUCAUUAUGUUCGGUUUGGACUAUGGUGGAUAGCACUUGGUGUUGCAUCUUCAAUUGGUCUUGGUUCUGGUCUGCAUACUUUUGUCCUAUAUUUGGGUCCUCAUAUUGCCUUGUUUACCAUAAAAGCAAUGCAAUGUGGACGAGUGGACCUGAAAAGUGCUCCGUAUGAUACGAUACAGUUGAAGAGAGGCCCUUCAUGGCUGGAUAAAUCCUGUGAAGAGUUUGGGCCUCCAUUGUUUUCAACAUCACAUGGUUCAAGGGUUCCUCUUAGCAGCAUACUGCCUCAGGUGCAGAUUGAGGCUAUCUUAUGGGGUAUUGGGACUGCACUCGGAGAGCUUCCUCCGUACUUCAUUUCAAGAGCUGCUAGAGAGUCUGGCAGAAAGUUUGACGCCAUGGAAGAAUUGGAUGCUUCCUCGAGUGAGAAAUCUGGAGUCAUAGCUACUCAUCUGAAAAAGAUCGAGGGCUGGCUGUUAUCGCACUCCCAACACUUGAACUUCUUUACCAUUUUAGUUCUUGCCUCGGUCCCCAAUCCUUUAUUCGACCUUGCCGGCAUCAUGUGUGGACAAUUUGGAAUUCCAUUCUGGGAGUUCUUUCUCUCAACAUUGAUUGGGAAGGCAUUUAUUAAAACUUACAUACAGAUGAUUUUCAUUAUCUCCGUCUGUAAUAAUCAACUCCUUGAUUGGAUGGAGAACGAAUUGAUCUGGAUUCUUGGCUUUAUACCCGGAUUCGAUACUUUCUUGCCCACCCUCACAGCAAAACUUCAUGCAGCCAAAGACAAGUACUUGGCCGCACGCCCUCUCCCUACAAAUAUCAAGGGGAAGUGGGAUUUUUCAUUCACUUCAAUCUGGAACACUGUUGUGUGGCUUAUGCUCAUCAACUUCUUCGUCAAGAUUGUUAAUGCAACUGCUCAGAGGUAUCUUAAAAAGCAGCUGGACAAGCAGGCAGCCGAUAACUCGCGUGCCUCAACAGAUUCAGAUUGACCGCGUUAUCUUGGACGAAACGGCUGCAUUGAACCGUGUAAUCAUCUCCGUCUCUUAAUCAAAUUUUCUUUUCUGGUGAACUAUUUUCUUAAGUUAUUACCAUUGAAGCAACUUGAAAAAGAAAGCCCCUGCAAGCUGCAAUUGGCUAUUCCCCUUGUUAGAAUGUUGUAUAGACAAAGAAUAGGAACACGGAGGAGAGAAGGUAUAGGUCCAGUUUAUAUCCUAUCCUAUGUAAUGCUCUGGUCUGGGGGGUUUAGUUUAAACCAUUGUUUUGGACUGUUUUUCUCCCAUUCUUAAAGUACUGUUUGCUUGAUUCUGGGAAAUUUGAAAUCUCAUAAUUCUUUGACCCUUCAAUUU